This is a messenger RNA of Vigna angularis (adzuki bean), 1620 nucleotides long. Its product is annotated as protein ALP1-like. Bases 1 to 1620 code for a protein of 539 amino acids. NCBI's taxonomy places the organism in Eukaryota, Viridiplantae, Streptophyta, Magnoliopsida, Fabales, Fabaceae. The record is from RefSeq and is a predicted model, not a curated record. The transcript is spliced from 6 exons.
AUGGAAGGAGAAAUAGAUUUAUCAUUUUUGAACCGUGAAGAUUUAGAUGAUGAUGUGGUUGGUGUAGACUUCAAUAUUAUAGCAAUGAUACGACAGCAAUUACAAAUAACCACUUCAUUGGCUGCACUAACAAUGUUAUGCAUUGUUGCACACGCGUUGAGUAUCUUGCAUAUGUACUCGACUGAUUCGAGUAGUGUUAGCAAUUACCUACCAGACAGAGACCGUCGUAGGGAGCAAUUAAUGUCAUAUCUUGUGCAUACUAAUCGGUGUUGCGACAUUAUUAGAAUGGGUCCAGAGACAUUUAUUAUUCUUUGUGAGAGAGUAAGAUCAACUGGGUUGGUUACGGACGCGAUUUGGUCUACAGUGGAGCAACAACUUGCUCAAUUUCUUCAUAUAAUUGGUCAUAAUGUUAAGAAUCGAAGUGUGGCUUUUUUCUUUCAUCGAUCCGGUUCGACGGUUAGCAGACACUUUCACAAUGUCUUAGGGGCUAUCUUAAGUUUGGAAUCUGAAUUUCUAAUUCAACCGUCUGGAAAUGAGGUUCAUCCAUAUGUAUUCAGCAACAAUCGAUUUUACCCGUACUUUAAGGAUUGUUUAGGGGCCAUAGACGGAACUCAUGUUCGUGUCAAUGUGCCAAGAUCUGAUGCUCAGAGAUUUCGAGGAAGAAAAGACUGGCCAACACAGAAUGUGUUUGCGGCGUGUGAUUUUGACAUGAAAUUCACAUACGUUCUUGCUGGGUGGGAAGGCAUUGCAUCUGAUUCAAGAAUUUUAAAAAAUGCUUUUCAUCGAGAUGAUCCGUUAGCUAUCCCCGAAGGAAAAUACUACCUAGGUGAUGCAGGAUUCAUGUUGAAAAGCACAGUGUUGACUCCAUAUAGAGGCAAACGAUUCCCUAUCAUUGCAAGUGACACUGAACCACAUUAUGGACUGGAGACAAUGACAGACAUCAUACUAGCUUGUUGUAUCUUACACAACUUUCUUCGAGGCGUGGAUAACGAUGACUCACUACUUCAUGAAGUUGAUAACGAGUUGAAUGAAAGGGAAGACCAUAAUGUGUCAUCAACUCAAGUUAGAGAAGAGGACCAUAGGAUUGGUAUAAAAAUGAACCCGGGUAAGGCAACCGCCAUUCAGUCCUCUGCUCCUACUAGAGAGUUUAUGAAGUGGACAGAAGACAUGGACGCACGUCUUCUACACUCUAUGAUUGAGGAAUCACGAAUCGGUAAUAGGAUUGACGGAAGCUGGAUAUCCCAAGCAUAUAGUAACAUAGUUGAUCAUCUUCAUAGCGCUGGGUAUGUCGCCAUUACAAAAAAUAAUGUUAAAAAUCGUCAGAAAGUCUUGAAAGAUAAAUGGCGUGAGGUACAUUACUUGUUUUCUGGAUUGAGUGGAUUUGCGUGGAACCCGAUUAGUAUGACAUUUCAUGCUGAGGACGAAGUUUGGAUGGACCUGAUCCAAUCGAGGCCAGCUGCGGCAAAGUGGAGAGUUAAUAGCAUCAAACAUUACGAUUUGAUGGUGGAGUUAUGGGCAGCUGAUCAAACAACAGAAGUUAACGAGCUCACUUCCCAAAAGCCCCAAAAGAUUUUCGAAAACCAUUGCUCUGAUACCAAACAGUGUAACACCCUGAUUUAG